This is a messenger RNA of Fukomys damarensis (Damara mole-rat), 1299 nucleotides long. RefSeq names its product lipoyl synthase, mitochondrial-like. The record is from RefSeq and is a predicted model, not a curated record. NCBI's taxonomy places the organism in Eukaryota, Metazoa, Chordata, Mammalia, Rodentia, Bathyergidae. Gene Ontology annotation, biological process: lipoate biosynthetic process. Gene Ontology annotation, molecular function: 4 iron, 4 sulfur cluster binding; lipoate synthase activity. Gene Ontology annotation, cellular component: mitochondrion.
AUGGGGGAAGCACUCCUUGUUCCUCAGGGCAGCCUGCUAGACCUGGUGCUCCCACCCACAGUGGGGCUCUGGGAUGUGGACCAGGACAGGCAGAUGGUUGCUCUCCAGGAGUCACUGGCUGGCUGGACUUCUGGCAAAGGGCGCACCAUACCGGGGUUUGGAAGAUGUUUAUACAGCCCGCUGAGAGCAUUAACUUCCUUGUCAGAUAAAAAAAAGGAACUUUUACAGAAUGGGCCAGACCUUCAAGAUUUUGUAUCAGGUGACCUUGCAGACAAGAGCAACUGGGAUGAAUAUAAAGGAAAUUUAAAACACCAGAAAGGAGAAAGGUUGAGAUUUCCUCCAUGGCUAAAGACAGAAAUUCCAGUGGGGAAAAAUUACAAUAAACUAAAAAAUACAUUACGGAAUUUAAAUCACCAUACAGUGUGUGAGGAAGCUCGAUGUCCCAAUAUUGGAGAGUGUUGGGGAGGCGGUGAAUAUGCCACUGCCACAGCCACAAUCAUGCUGAUGGGUGAUACUUGCACAAGAGGUUGCAGAUUUUGUUCUGUUGAAACUGCAAGAAACCCACCUCCCCUGGAUACCAGCGAGCCCUACAACACCACGAUAGCGAUCGCAGAGUGGGGCCUGGAUUAUGUCCUCCUGACCUCUGUAGAUCGAGGUGAUAUACCUGAUGGGGGAGCCGAGCACAUUGCAGAGACUGUGUCAUACUCAGAGGAAAGGAAUCCAGAAAUUCUAGUGGAAUGCCUCACCCCUCAUUUCCGAGGAGAUCUUAAGGCAAUAGAGAAGCUUGCCCUGUCAGGAUUAGAUGUUUAUGCUCACAAUGUCGAAACAGUUCGGGAACUACAGGGGAAAGUUCGAGAUCCCCGGGCCAACUUCGACCAGUCUCUGCGUGUGCUGAAACAUGCUAAGGAGGCUCAGCCUGCUGUUAUUUUGAAAACAUCAAUAAUUCUGGGUUUGGGUGAGAAUGAUGAGCAGGUGUAUGCAACAAUGAAAGCACUUCGUGAAGCAGAUGUGGACUGUUUAACUUUAGGGCAGUAUAUGCAGCCCACAAAACGCCACCUUAAGGUUGAAGAAUACAUUACUCCUGAAAAGUUUAAAUACUGGGAAAAAGUAGGACAUGAACUUGGAUUUUGUUACACAGCAAGUGGCCCUCUGGUGCGCUCUUCGUAUAAAGCAGGUGAAUUUUUCCUGAAAAAUCUAGUGGCUAAAAGAAAAAAGUCUCUGUAAAACUUAGAAGAUCUACCACUUUGCUGCUAGUUGUCCAGAGGUGUCCAGGAUGGCCGGACUACAGUGGGUGUGCUC